Oxyura jamaicensis (ruddy duck) is the source of this 600-nucleotide messenger RNA. RefSeq names its product olfactory receptor 14C36-like. The record is from RefSeq and is a predicted model, not a curated record. The transcript has a single exon. The annotation marks the transcript as partial. Gene Ontology annotation, molecular function: olfactory receptor activity; G protein-coupled receptor activity. Gene Ontology annotation, cellular component: membrane. NCBI's taxonomy places the organism in Eukaryota, Metazoa, Chordata, Aves, Anseriformes, Anatidae. Gene Ontology annotation, biological process: G protein-coupled receptor signaling pathway.
AUGUCCAAUGACAGCAGCUCCAUCACCAAGUUCCUCCUCCUGGCAUUCGCAGACACACGGGAGCUGCAGCUCCUGCACUUUGGGCUCUUCUUGGGCAUCUACUUGGCUGCCCUCCUGGGCAACGGCCUCAUCAUCACAGCCGUAGUCUGCGACCACCACCUCCACACCCCCAUGUACUUCUUCCUCCUCAGCCUUGCCCUCCUCGACCUGGGCAGCAUCUCCACCUCUCUCCCCAAAGCCUUGACCAAUUUCCUCUGGGACACCAGGGUCAUUUCCUAUGAAGGAUGUUCUGCCCAGGUCUUUCUCUUUCUCUUCUUCAUUGGAUCUGAAUUUUAUCUAUUCACCAUCAUGGCCUACGACCGCUACAUUGCCAUCUGCAAGCCCCUGCACUAUGGGACCCUCCUGAGCAGCAGAGCCUGUGCCACCAUGACAGCAGCUGCCUGGGGCAGUGGCUUUCUCAAUGCUGUCCUGCACACUGCCAAUACAUUUUCACUGCCUCUCUGCCAGGGCAAUGCCCUGGACCAGUUCUUCUGUGAAAUUCCCCAGAUAUUCAAGCUCUCCUGCCCAGACUCCUACCUAAGGGAAGUUCAAGUUCUUGUG